Paraphaeosphaeria sporulosa is the source of this 2094-nucleotide messenger RNA. RefSeq names its product DEAD-domain-containing protein. The transcript is spliced from 5 exons. Gene Ontology annotation, cellular component: nucleus. Gene Ontology annotation, molecular function: RNA binding; ATP binding; RNA helicase activity. The coding region runs from base 1 to 2094 and encodes 697 amino acids. Lineage: Eukaryota; Fungi; Ascomycota; Dothideomycetes; Pleosporales; Didymosphaeriaceae. The record is from RefSeq and is a predicted model, not a curated record.
AUGGCUGAUCAGCUCGAUAUCGGUCGUCUCUCUAUGCACGACUCGCAGCACGCCCCCAGUGGCUUCCAGCCCGAGCGCUCCGCCUACAUCCCUCCUCACAUGCGGCGCCAGCAGCAGUCUGGCCCGCCUCCCGCGAUGGACGCUGCUCCUCCCAUGAUGAAUGGUGGUGGCGCCAUGAACGGCAGCGCUUGGGGUCCCAAUGGCGGUGGAUAUGCGGGCGCUCCUCCUUCUCAGCAGCAGCCACCGCAGCAGCAGCGUAUGAAUGGUGGCGGCAACUGGGCGAACGCAAACGCUCAGAGCUUCACCCCACGAGGUAGUGAUGCUCCCUCCCCCCGUGGCGGCAACGGCGGUUGGAACGGUGCCGCCCCGGGCAAAUUCGACCCCAAUGCUUACGCAAAACCAGGUGCAGGCGGUUCCGGAGGUGCCUCUGCACGCGGGUCUGGUGAUGGACAGUGGAGGGACGGCAAGCACGUCCCCGGUCCUUCUAACCCGCGUGUUGAGCGUGAGCUUUUCGGUGUCCCCAACGACCCUUCCAAGCAGCAAACCGGUAUCAACUUCGAAAAGUACGAUGAUAUCCCCGUCGAAGCCUCCGGCCAGGGCGUUCCUGAACCCGUCACUACGUUCACGAAUCCUCCGCUCGACGACCACCUGAUUGCCAACAUCGAAUUAGCCGGCUACAAGGUCCCUACGCCUGUUCAGAAGUACUCGAUCCCCAUUGUCAUGGGUGGUCGUGACCUGAUGGCUUGUGCUCAGACUGGUUCCGGAAAGACGGGCGGUUUUCUGUUUCCCAUCCUCUCCCAAGCUUUCCAGACCGGUCCUAGUGCUGCUCCCGCUGGCCAAUCCGGAGGCUAUGGUUAUGGACGUCAACGCAAAGCAUACCCUACUUCUUUGAUCCUGGCACCGACCCGAGAGUUGGUGUCACAGAUCUACGACGAGUCUCGCAAGUUCGCAUAUCGCUCCUGGGUCCGCCCUUGCGUUGUUUACGGUGGUGCCGACAUUGGUUCUCAGCUUCGCCAGAUCGAGCGCGGCUGUGAUUUGCUCGUUGCCACCCCUGGUCGCUUGGUUGAUCUGAUCGAGCGUGGUCGUAUCUCGCUCCAGAACAUCAAGUACCUUGUCCUGGACGAGGCUGACCGCAUGCUGGACAUGGGUUUCGAGCCCCAGAUUCGUCGCAUCGUCGAGGGCGAAGACAUGCCUCCUACCUCUGCGCGACAGACUCUUAUGUUCUCGGCUACGUUCCCGCGGGACAUUCAGAUGCUUGCACGCGACUUUUUGAAGGAGUACAUCUUCCUUUCUGUUGGUCGUGUCGGUUCCACGUCCGAGAACAUCACGCAGAAAGUUGAGUACGUGGAGGACCAGGACAAGCGUUCCGUUCUACUUGACAUCCUCCACACUCACGGCGCCGGUUUGACGCUUAUCUUUGUCGAGACGAAGCGUAUGGCCGAUUCGCUUUCCGACUUUCUCAUCAACCAGGGCUUCCCUGCUACUUCCAUUCAUGGAGACCGAACUCAGCGCGAGCGUGAGAAGGCUCUCGAAAUGUUCCGCACUGGCCGUUGCCCCAUCCUUGUCGCCACAGCUGUCGCUGCUCGAGGUCUCGACAUUCCUAACGUGACUCACGUUGUCAAUUACGAUCUCCCCACCGACAUUGACGACUAUGUCCAUCGUAUCGGCCGCACUGGACGCGCUGGUAACACUGGAAUCUCGACUGCUUUCUUCAACCGCGGUAACCGUGGUGUUGUCCGCGACCUCAUCGACCUGCUGAAAGAAGCCAACCAGGAGGUCCCCACUUUCUUGGAGAGCAUUGCCCGCGAGGGUUCUUACGGAGGAGGUGGUGGUCGCGGAGGUCGAGGCGGCGGUCGCGGCCGUGGAGCCACCGCUACCCGCGAUGUACGUCGCUUUGCCGGCAACGGAGGCAACUCUGGCUUCGGAGGUGGCGGUUGGGGCGGUGCCCCUCAGGGCGGCUUCAGCGGCGGCGCCGGCUACGCUCCUCCCAGCAACUUUGGCCCUCCCGCUGGAGGCUUCGGCGGUGGCAGCGGCGGCAGCUACGGCGGCGGUUACGGCAACCCGUCUGGCCCCGGUGGCAACUCCUGGUGGUAA